AUAAGUCAGCGCUAGUAAUCUCGCUGCCUAGAAGUAACUUAUCAACUGGCGUGCUGGGUUGGGUUGUUUGUUAUUGUUCAUGCUCUGUCGACGGCAGAAGGGAUAAAUCACUUACCUAGUACUCCGUAAUCGAGGGGCAAUGUCCCACUCAAAAAUAGUAUGUACCUUACUCAUCCAUAUGUGCUCGACUCGACUCGACUCGACUCACACUCGGACAUAUCUGCCAAGAGUGGCUAGGCGUCCUGCCAGGUCGCUAAUCUAUUGGGUGAAGAGUGCAAACACCUUGGAUGAGAGUUCGGCAGUGUACUCGUAUCCGAUCGAAUCGAUUUAUGCAGUACUAUUUUGGCUAUGGGUUACUUACUUACCACACAGCUAUAGCUACUCAGUGAUAAGUAAGAAAGUGAGAUGACAGUGCCGAGAUACCCUGGAAUGGGUCUGGAUCUCGCCUGGGCUACUGGGCUACCGGGUUGGGUUAGACUGAGCCAGAGCCAGAGCCUCGAGGCGUACCAUCCAUC
Messenger RNA from Aspergillus brunneoviolaceus CBS 621.78, 515 nucleotides. RefSeq lists its product as uncharacterized. NCBI's taxonomy places the organism in Eukaryota, Fungi, Ascomycota, Eurotiomycetes, Eurotiales, Aspergillaceae. The record is from RefSeq and is a predicted model, not a curated record. Bases 140 to 409 code for a protein of 89 amino acids. The transcript has a single exon.